Erigeron canadensis is the source of this 765-nucleotide messenger RNA. Its product is annotated as photosynthetic NDH subunit of subcomplex B 4, chloroplastic. Lineage: Eukaryota; Viridiplantae; Streptophyta; Magnoliopsida; Asterales; Asteraceae. Gene Ontology annotation, cellular component: NAD(P)H dehydrogenase complex (plastoquinone); chloroplast thylakoid membrane. The transcript has 6 exons. The record is from RefSeq and is a predicted model, not a curated record. The coding region runs from base 105 to 665 and encodes 186 amino acids. Gene Ontology annotation, biological process: photosynthetic electron transport in photosystem I.
AUAUCCAAACCAACAAAACAAUACAAAAAGAAUUAAUAAAAACAGAAAGAAAGUAAUAACAUUCAUCAAGUGUUUGAAGCUCAUAUUGUGGCAAUCUCAUAUCCAUGGCAGAAGCUAUUAUGAGCUUUAAAAUCAUUAACACUCAUAUCAAUCAUAAGCCUUUUUUGCUUGCACCAAGAUUGGAAUCAAAAUUAUCACUCAGGCACUUAUCAGGCUCAAGGUUCACUAAUGGCUUCCAUCUGCAGCAAUCAUCAGUGGGUGUUGAAGAUAGCAAAAGAAGAUCUGGAGGUAGAAUGAAUGCGAUACCGCAUUUGUCACUAAUGGCAGUUUUAGUAGAGCACAUGGAAGGCCAAAGAGACCUCAUCACCCACAAAUCCAUAUGGCAUCUUACUGAUCAACAAAUCAAAAACAUAUAUACAUUGUACAUCAUGUUCACGGUGUGGGGUUGUUGUUUUUUCGGUGCAACUAAGGAUCCGUAUUACGAUUCAGAAUAUUACAGGAAAGAUGGAGGAGAUGGUACCGGGCAUUGGGUCUACGAAAAGCAAGAGGACAUAGAAGAAAAGGCGAGAGCGGCUUUGUGGCGUGAGGAGUUGAUCGAGGAGAUCGAGCAGAAGGUUGGAGGGUUGCGGGAGUUGGAAGAAGCUAAAGAAGAGGAGCUUGUUUAAUCAACUAUAUAUUGGGUCGAAUAUUGUUUAUACGUACAUAUCAUCAAGACUGUUGUCGAAUAUGAAACAUGAAAGUUAAUUAAAUGAAGUUUUUAGUUUA